Molecule: messenger RNA, 1809 nt
Organism: Aspergillus chevalieri
Lineage: Eukaryota; Fungi; Ascomycota; Eurotiomycetes; Eurotiales; Aspergillaceae
Gene: gpi16
Product: GPI-anchor transamidase subunit GPI16
Exons: 3
Coding region: 1-1809 (602 amino acids)
Biological process (GO): attachment of GPI anchor to protein
Cellular component (GO): GPI-anchor transamidase complex
Source: RefSeq, a predicted model, not a curated record
AUGACGGCCCUCUUCCUACUUCGUCUGCUCCUCCUGACGGCGCUGUCCACGCUCACCUCCGCCGCACCUGACUCCGACUACCACGAAGGUCUCGUCCUCCAGCCAUUGCCGCAAUCUUCCCUAUUGGCUUCUUUCAAUUUCCGCAGUAAUACGUCGCAAGUGUCCUUCGAACAGCGACAUUUCCGAUAUUUCCCUCGCGCGCUUGGCCAGAUCCUACAACAUGCGAAUACUAAGGAACUGCACCUCCGGUUUACGACGGGAAGAUGGGAUGCUGAGAGUUGGGGCUCAAGGCCGUGGAAUGGGUCUAAGGAGGGUAAUACUGGAGUGGAAUUGUGGGCGUGGAUCGAUGCUCCGGAUGAUGAUGGGGCAUUCGCGAAAUGGAUCACCUUGACCCAGUCCUUGUCCGGCCUUUUCUGUGCGUCUAUGAACUUCAUCGAUUCUACUCGAACUACGCGGCCAAUUGCUUCUUUUGAGCCUGCUGGCGAUCAUUCGUCUAGUCAACUGCAUCUUCUCCAUGGGACGCUUCCGGGUGAGGUCGUCUGUACGGAGAAUCUUACACCUUUUUUGAAGCUUCUUCCUUGUAAGGGCAAGGCGGGAGUCUCUAGUCUGUUCGAUGGCCACAAGCUGUUCGAUGCGUCCUGGCAGAGUAUGGCCGUUGAUGUUCGUCCGGUCUGCCCUGAGUCUAGCGAGUGUCUGGUGCAGAUUGAACAGACUGUCGACAUGGUGCUCGACAUUGAUCGAUCAAAACGGCCUCGAGACAACCCGAUCCCACGCCCGGUCCCCACUGAGCAGCUUAUCUGUGACACUUCUAAACCCUACAACGCUGAUGAUACCUGUUACCCUCUGGAAAAGACUGCAGAGAAGGGGUGGAGUCUACAAGAGAUCUUCGGACGUACUAUCAGUGGUGUGUGCCCUCUCACAGAGGAUGAGAAUCCAGGAAAGGAGACAGUAUGUCUACGGGUGCCGCAUGAAAGAGGAGUGAUCAUCUCUCCUGGGGCAUCUGAGACCAGGAACCCUGAUGGCCUUUCCCGCUGCUUCAACUUGGAGCCAUCAAGCCCGUUUGACCUCAUUAUACCUGAACAGGAAGCUUUCACCCAUGUGCCGUUAGAUGAACCAGCCCUAAGCGCUGAGCGGACGAUUGUCGGUCAUGGCCAGGAGCGUGGUGGUAUGCGGAUCAUAUUUGAUAACCCGUCCAACUCAAGCAUAGUCGAUUUCAUUUACUUUGAGACCCUGCCAUGGUUCCUGCGGCCGUAUGUACACACAUUACAUGCUACCAUCAUCGGCCGCGAUGGCAUCCGCCGCUCAGUCCCGGUAUCCCAAAUCGUAAAAGAAACCUUCUACCGUCCAGCCAUCGACCGCGAACGCGGUACGCAGCUUGAACUAGCUCUGUCCGUCCCGGCCGCUUCAACCGUCACAUUGACAUACGACUUCGAGAAGGCAGUCUUACGUUACACGGAAUAUCCCCCUGACGCCAACCGAGGCUUCAACGUUGCGCCUGCAGUGAUCAGACUGUUAGGGCUGCGGGACCAAGCACAGUCUUACGAAUACUACUCUCCCGUCUACAUCCGCACGACGAGUCUUCUUCUCCCUCUGCCCACACCGGACUUCAGUAUGCCGUAUAACGUGAUCAUCCUGACGAGUACUGUCAUCGCGCUUGCUUUUGGGAGUAUCUUCAACUUGUUGGUUCGUCGUUUUGUGGCGGCGGACGAGGCGGCUGCUCUUACGGCGCAGACGUUCAAGGGGAAGAUCGUUGGUAAGGUCGUUGCGUUGCGGGAUCGGAUCAAGGGGAAGGGCUCGAAGGUGGAGUAG